AAAAGUUUAGAUUUUUCUUUGUUUUGCAGAGUGAUCUCGAAAGGAAGAUCACUGCAGCUCCACUGACCAAAGAGGAACUUGGUAGGGCUACUUGGACACUUCUGCACACGGUUGCAGCCCAGUUUCCUGACAGUCCUACUAGGCAACAAAAGAGGGAUGUAAGAGAACUGAUGGCUAUAUUGUCUCGAAUUUACCCAUGCAAAGAAUGUGCAGAUCAUUUCAAGGAAGUUCUGAAGUAAGAACCAUUACAUUAUGGCCAUUUUUCUCCAAGCUACAUCCAAAAUUCCAUAUU
Messenger RNA from Phalaenopsis equestris, 292 nucleotides. RefSeq names its product FAD-linked sulfhydryl oxidase ERV1-like. The annotation marks the transcript as partial. Gene Ontology annotation, cellular component: mitochondrion. The transcript has 3 exons. The record is from RefSeq and is a predicted model, not a curated record. Lineage: Eukaryota; Viridiplantae; Streptophyta; Magnoliopsida; Asparagales; Orchidaceae. Gene Ontology annotation, molecular function: flavin-dependent sulfhydryl oxidase activity; flavin adenine dinucleotide binding.